This is a messenger RNA of Habropoda laboriosa, 1007 nucleotides long. RefSeq lists its product as uncharacterized. Bases 1 to 939 code for a protein of 312 amino acids. The record is from RefSeq and is a predicted model, not a curated record. Lineage: Eukaryota; Metazoa; Arthropoda; Insecta; Hymenoptera; Apidae. The transcript has 2 exons.
AUGAGUUUGUUCGUGAUGCGAAAUUUCUAUGGAUUAACUCUGUUUAUAUGGCUCGUAUCUAUUCUAACCUUAUCUAACAGUAAUGAAAUUAAAACAGAUCGUGAUACGUUUUUUACACCUGUGUUAAAUGCAAGCUUUAUCGAUGGAGCCUCCAAAAUUGAGUCUCAAACUUUAUCUUCACUAAUUGAAUCUGUAUCUGAAUUUGUUAAUUCUUCAAAAUCAUUGAACAAAAAUGUUGCUACUCCUUCAGUUGCAGGAGAAGGUGGUCCAAUUUCAAUUACUUCUACUAUUUCUUACUUAACAAAUAUUGUAGACAAUUUAGAUAUUCAAGCUACUUUAUCAAAGGAAGAAAAUAUUCCAUAUGUAAAAAGAAGAAAGAAUACUUCUAAAAUUGUAUCAAGAAAAGGGGCAAAUGAAAUGUUAGAUGUAGAAAAUGAUAAUAUUUCUUCCAUUGAAGUGACACUAUCUAAUGAUACAAAGCCAGUAAUUGAAUCUUCAACAACAGCAAGUGUUAUUCACAGUAGUGAACAUAUUGAUAUGAAUGCAAAUAGUUCAAAAUCAAAUAUUACUGAUAAAAAUGUAUAUAAUGCUUCAAAUGAUACUGUAAAUACUACCUUAAAUUCUACAAAUGUAUCACAAAAAUUACCAACAAAUGUUCCUGCAACAGCAUCAGUGAUUCAGGAACAUAAACCUAAACCAACUGCAACAGUAAUAGAUGAACCUAAUAGCGAUAAACAAGCAUUUAUACCACAUAUUAAAGGUUCACGCUUAGGAAUGCCAAAGAAAAUUGAUUAUGUUUUACCAGUUAUUGUUACUCUUAUAGCUUUGCCGGUAUUAGGUGCUAUCAUUUUCAUGGUUUAUAAACAAGGUAGAGAUUGUUGGGAUAAAAGACACUACAAACGAAUGGAUUUUCUUAUUGAUGGAAUGUACAAUGAUUAAUAUUUACAAACCUAACAUCAUUUAGAAAGUCAGAUCAUAAUGCUACUUUCAUAUAUGCAAUAUAUACA